Molecule: messenger RNA, 1564 nt
Organism: Syzygium oleosum
Lineage: Eukaryota; Viridiplantae; Streptophyta; Magnoliopsida; Myrtales; Myrtaceae
Exons: 10
Coding region: 146-1378 (410 amino acids)
Biological process (GO): cytoplasmic translational initiation
Cellular component (GO): cytoplasm; eukaryotic translation initiation factor 3 complex
Molecular function (GO): translation initiation factor activity
Source: RefSeq, a predicted model, not a curated record
UCACGGGCAAUCCCCCCACCACCCUCGCAUCCAGAUCACCUCGCUAGGGUUUAUCGCGCGCGCUCUCUCUCUUACCCACCGCUACGCUCCUCGACCGCGAAAACGCUCCCGGAGACUGCAGAUUCGCGGCGGCGAUCGAGGGAAGAUGACGACGGUGGUCCCGACUUCCGAAGACGACCUCUCCCUCUCGGUCGUCCGCUUCACCUCCGAGCUCGCUUGGGCCGACGCCGGUCCCGAGGUUGCGGAGCCUCAAGUCGAGAGAUUGUGUGUGGAAGCACAGGAAUGCAUGGUGAGGGGCAGAUGGUUGGACUUGGUCUCGCUGAUGCUCACAUCUGCCGACUUGAUAUUCUCAAAGGUCUCAGAUAAGGAUCUUGAGUGUGUCUUUACCGUCAUCUGCAAUGCUGUGACAACAUCUGAAAAUCCGGAUGAAAUACUUGAGAUGGCAAAACUUAUAUCUGCAAAGAUUGUUCAGCAACCGAACGACAGGCCUGCACUGCGUUUGAAGAUCCUGUUCAAUCUAUACAACCUCCUGAGCAUUCCGGAUGGCCGAUUUCAUGUAUAUAUGAAAUCCCUCAAUUUGGCUAUUAAUGGGAAAGUUGCUGAGCACGUUGUACCUUCUUUCAAGAAGAUUGAUAGUUUUUUAAAAGAGUGGAGUAUUGGCAUCAAGGAUCAGAGAGAACUCUUUCUUACCAUCUCCAAUGCGUUGAGAGAAAAUAAAAGUUCGGCGAAGGAUUCUUUCAAGUUCCUGACGAAAUACUUGGCCACCUUUUAUGGUGAAGAUGCGCAUGAAAUGGAUGAGGCCAAGGAGGAAGCUGUGCGAGCAGUUGUGGAAUUUGUGAAGGCACCCGACAUGUUCCAGUGUGAUUUGCUGGAGAUGCCUGCCGUAGGGCAACUAGAGAAGGGUGCUAAGUAUGAUUUGGUUUAUCAGCUUCUGAAGAUAUUUAUGACCCAGAGGCUGGAUGCCUACUUGGAAUUUCACGCUGCAAACUCUGCAUCAUUGAAAAGCUAUGGCCUUGUCCAUGAAGACUGCAUAACGAAGAUGCGACUAAUGUCAUUGGUGGAUCUUGGUUCCAGUGAUUCGGGACAGAUUCCAUAUGCUCUUAUCAGAGAUACCCUCCAGAUUAAUGACGAUGAGGUUGAAUCAUGGAUUGUCAAGGCAAUAUCUGCCAAGUUAAUGGAUUGUAAAAUGGACCAGAUGAAUGAAGUUGUUGUAGUGAGCCGUUGUACUGAGAGGGUGUUUGGAAAGCAACAGUGGGUAGCACUUAGAGGGAAACUAGCGACGUGGAAGGAAAAUAUUGCAAACGUAAUCACCACUAUUCAAGCAAACAAAAUUACCGAAGAUGCUUCUCAGGCGAUGCAAGGGGUGAUGUUCCGCUGAAGAUAUUUUUGGGACUAGGGUUAGCUUUUUGGUCUCGAGCAAUACUUUUAUGUCGAGACGAGUAACAUCAUGUGGAGAUAAAUCAUAGUAACUGUAAUACCGAUCGGUUUUUGGUGGGGAUGGUUGGCUCAUGUGUUGGACUUUUUGGCCAAGCAAUUCAAAUUGGAGAGUGAAUGUUUGUUUUUU